Molecule: messenger RNA, 4392 nt
Organism: Toxorhynchites rutilus septentrionalis
Lineage: Eukaryota; Metazoa; Arthropoda; Insecta; Diptera; Culicidae
Exons: 5
Coding region: 1-4392 (1463 amino acids)
Biological process (GO): DNA integration
Molecular function (GO): nucleic acid binding
Source: RefSeq, a predicted model, not a curated record
AUGUCGAUCAAUAUGGCCACCCCAUCCAUCUCUUCUGGCGUCACUGCUGCUACCUCCCCACUUUCGGACCUGAAGUUGCCUCGGAUGAAUAUGCCCGUCUUUAGCGGUAAUUACCUGGAGUGGCAAUCGUUUUUUGACCUGUUCGACAGCUUGACGAACCUCGCUGGUGAAGCUGCUUCCUUGAUUUCGCCUCUGAAAAUAGAGGACGCUAAUUACCAACCGGCGCUGCAAAAACUGAAAGCCAGGUAUGACAAACCACGUGAGAUCGCCAAUCAGCACAUCAAGCGAUUCUUGGCGCAGCCAACGCUGACGUCAUCCUCUGCACAUGGUCUACGAUCGCUACAUGACGUGUCAGAUGAGGUUAUUCGUGCUCUCAACGCGAUGUACAGAGAAGACCGCAACACGUGGCUCCUAUUCAUCCUAAGCGAAAAGGUGGAUCAAGAUACGAAACAGUUGUGGUGUCAAAAGAUUGCCGAAAUGGAAGAGGCAGAAAUUACGCUGGAGUGUUUCCUGAAAUUCGUCGAGUCACGCAGUUUUGCUCUUCAAUCAGCACAACCAGCCAAGCCGAAAACUAGUGUAUCCUUCAAAGAACCUUCAAAGCCUCAUCCUCAAUCGAGAGGUGGCACCGCAUUCGUUGCCACGAACCCUCCGUAUUGCAACGUGUGCAGCAAACAAAACCACCAUCUUUACCAAUGUGGAAAGUUCCUUCAUAUGAGCCACAAUGAACGACUUUCGCACGUCAACAGGAAAAAACUGUGCAAUAAUUGCCUGAAAGUACACCCCGGUGAGAGCUGCAAAUCAGGUACGUGUAGGAAAUGUGGCUUACCUCACCACACCUUGCUACACCCGGCGUCGUCAUCAGCAAGCCCACCAUCAUUCCCAACAUAUUCAGUCACGGCCCAAGCAAAUCCAGGGACAUCAGCUCAGUCCUUGAUUUCGGCCCUCGACUCACCAUCCUGCCUCGAUACAUCCUACGUUCUGCUUGCAACCGUCGCCAUCAACGUCUUGGAUGUCCACGGACGCCCACACGCCUGCCGUGCCGUAUUGGAUUGCGCGUCCCAAGUCAGUUUCAUUAGUGAUAGCUUCUGUAAACAACUUGGCCUCAAAACGAUAGCAGCCGACAUGGAUCUCGAAGGCAUUUCUUCCACUCUCGCGCACGCUGACAAGUGUGCCGAAAUCAUCAUCUCCUCUCGUUGCUCGGAUUACCGCACCUCUGUAUCAUGUGUGGUAUUGGAAAAAAUCACCAGAAUGUUGCCCGGCAAACCGGCGAAUAUCGACGAUUGGUCUAUGCCUGGAUCGAUACACCUGGCCGAUCCCCUCUUCCACCGCCCGGGUAAGGUAGAAGUAUUACUGGGUGUCGAACUUUUCUCCCAACUUCUCGAGCCUGGCAAAAUUGCUAUCAGUGCCGACGGCAGCUUAUCAACACUGCAAAACACCAAACUCGGCUGGGUGGUUGCUGGUCGUUAUCAAGAGCCGAACACAUCGAGAGGUUCUCAAGUGUCGACUUGCCUAUUGGCUUCUACCGAAGACGAUCUCUCUCAGCAGCUACGCAAGUUCUGGGAACUCGAGGAGUAUGCCGUCGCAUCUAAACAUCUCACCGAAGAAGAGCAACGAUGCGAACAACACUUUGCAGAAUAUACCUACCGAAAUGAAUCAGGCAAGUUUGUUGUCCGUCUUCCUUUCUUGCACGAUCCCAACCAGCUAGGGGAGUCAAGGCAAAUUGCGGAAAAAAGAUUCCACCACAUCGAAAGAAAACUUGACCGCAACCCACAACUCAAAAAUGAGUACCACGCGUUCAUGCGUGAGUACAUCGAUCUCGGCCACAUGUCUCUCGUUGAUGAUACUUCUACUUCCAACAAAUCGGUGUAUCUCCCACACCACUGCGUGGUCAAAACAACGAGCUCAACUACUAAAUAUCGAGUCGUUGUCGAUGCGUCUGCAAAGACCACCAGCGGUCUCUCUUUGAACGAUGUGCUUAUGUGUGGCCCAGUUAUUCAAGAUUCGUUGGUCAAUAUUUUGAUCAGAUUCCGCUUCCCACCAAUCGUACUCGCUGGUGAUGUAAAGCAAAUGUAUCGAAUGGUCUGGUUAAACGAACUCGAUCGUGACUUUCUCAAAGUUUUGUGGAGAUGGACUAAGGACGAGACCUUGAGGGAGUAUCGCCUAAAUACAGUCACCUUUGGGACUAAAAGCGCUUCUUACUUACCCACGAAAUGCAUCGAUCAACUCCUCGAUUCCUACCAGCAAAUAUACCCAGUGGCUGUUGGCAAGGCGAAGAAGGGCAUCUACGUCGAUGACGUCCUUACCGGUGCAGAGUCCGAAGAAGAAGCCAAAGAAGUACGAGAGCAGCUCACCGAAAUAUUUGCAGCCGGUGGAUUCCACCUGCGGAAAUGGGCCUCGAACAGCGAAGCAGUCUUGGAAGGCGUUCCCGAAGCUGACUUGGAGGUGAAAAUUCUCAUCGAGGAGGUGAUGCAACGCAUGUGGGAACUGAAGGUGGCCUGGGACGCAACUCCCCCCGAUUCCCCGAAGAGUGAUCAGCCGGUUAUUCUCGCUCGUUUGAUCUCCAACGUGAGAACAGCUGUCUUCCCUACUGAUUUCUACGAGAUUCGUGCAUUCUCCGAUUCAAAAGUGGUCCUGGCAUGGCUGACCGGUGGUGCUGCAAGGUGGAAGACCUUUGUGGCAAAUCGAGUGGCGGAGAUUUCUACCCAUGUGCCGUCCAUCAAUUGGUGCCACAUAGGCACCUUUCUCAAUCCCGCAGAUCUGAUCUCGCGGGGCACAUUUCCUGAUCAGCUUCAGGUGAACCCUCUCUGGUGGCAUGGGCCCGCCUGGGAACCAUCGUAUAUGGACAGUGAAUCAUCAACUAUAACCGACGAUCUCGACACUGAUGAACAACGACAAAUAGAAAGAGAGCAGCGAGUUACUGCAAUGACUUGCAUCGCAGUGUACGAAAAUCGAUUUAUGGACGAAAUGAUAAAAAGAUUUUAUCCUAAUCUGAAGCUACUAUUGCCUACUAUUGCGUUUCUGGACGAAAACGGUGUCGCCAGGGUGGGCGGAAGGCUACAGCAAUCGGAUUUUAGUUACGACAACAAACAUCCAAUCUUGCUGCCUCGACAUUCGAUCUUGACGUCACUCAUCCUGCUACACGAGCACCAAGAGCAUCUGCAUUGUGGUCCUCAGUCGUUGUUAGCAGCUUGUCGCACACGGUUCUGGAUACUGCGAGGUAUUAGUGCUGCUCGUAAGGUGUGUCGUGAUUGUGUGAUCUGCAGUCGAGCCCUGCCAGCACGUAUCACUCAACAGAUGGGACAGUAUCCAGUGGACCGUUUGAAACCAUUUCCACCAUUUACCAUCACUGGUGUUGAUUACGCCGGUCCGGUGAACCUUGUAAGACGUCGACGCCGAGGUGCAGUACCAUCGAAGGGAUACAUUGCGCUCCUCGUCUGCUUUGGGACGAGAGCAGUGCAUCUGGAGGCAGUCUCGGACCUAAGUGCAUCAGAUUUUCUCGCCGCCUUCACACGAUUUACUAGUCGGUAUGAAGUACCAAGCAAAAUGUACUCUGACAACGCUACGAAUCUCCGAGCAGCGGCGAAGAAACUUCGAGAACUCUACCAGCAGAUCGACUUUGUCAAACACAGCGAUGAGGUCAACGAUUUCCUCACCAACAAACGAAUACAAUGGCUCUUCAUACCCGCUCGAUCUCCCCACCACGGCGGGCUAUGGGAAGCUGGUAUCAAGGUUGCGAAAGGGUUUCUCAGCAAGACUGGAGGUAACUAUAUUUACACCUUCGAAGAAUUAAGCACUCUUCUCGCCCAGGUUGCUGCCUGCAUGAAUUCUCGUCCAAUUUGUGCCCUUUCGAACAACUCUUCCGAUCCUCAACCUCUUAUACCCGCACACUUCCUAAUCGGGCGUCCUCUCGACGCUCUCCCAGAGGUCAACCAUCUCGAGCAGCAGAUGAGCGCGCUUUCGAGGUGGAACUAUGUUCAGCGUCUCGCCCAGGAAUUCCGAGCACGAUGGCAAUCCGAGUAUGUACUGUCGCUCCAAAGGAUGGUGAAAUGGCAAGCAUCGUCCCACAAUGAUGCCGUAGGUGACUUCGUACUACUCGUUGACGACCACGAGAAACCGCAGCAGUGGCCCCUGGGACGUAUUCUGGAGAUUUUCCCCGGGAGCGAUGGACUCGUCCGAGUUGUCUCGAUUAAAACGGGCAACAACACCUUCCGCCGAGACGUCAGGAAGUUGCGACGAAUCCCUCUCGACAGUGACGAGUACUUGCCAGGACAAAACGGGUCGGAAAUUCCUACUCGUAAUUUGGUGGGCGGAUUAUGUUCGCACCAGAAUGAGCGACGCUACCCUACUCGCAGCAGCAGUAGAAGAAAUGGACUGUGUCCACCAAUAAAAUAA